Messenger RNA from Scomber scombrus (Atlantic mackerel), 3422 nucleotides. RefSeq names its product SRSF protein kinase 1b (gene srpk1b). The coding region runs from base 28 to 2034 and encodes 668 amino acids. Gene Ontology annotation, molecular function: ATP binding; protein kinase activity. The record is from RefSeq and is a predicted model, not a curated record. The transcript is spliced from 16 exons. NCBI's taxonomy places the organism in Eukaryota, Metazoa, Chordata, Actinopteri, Scombriformes, Scombridae. Gene Ontology annotation, biological process: spliceosomal complex assembly; protein phosphorylation; regulation of mRNA processing.
GCACCACCCCUCCUGACUGUUAUCAGCAUGGAAAGAAAAGUACUCGCAAUGCAAGCAAGGAAGAAGAGGACAAGGCCCAGAAAACCUGGCAAAAAACCAGAGCCUCACGGUCGUGGAGGUGGCUCUCAACCGGGUCAGGCAGACUCUCCCCUCCCAGAGCAGGAUGAGGAGAUCCUGGGCUCUGAUGACGAUGAGCAAGAGGACCCCAACGACUACUGCAGAGGUGGAUAUCAUCAUGUGAAGAUUGGAGAUCUGUUCAAUGGGAGAUAUCAUGUGAUCCGUAAGCUGGGCUGGGGGCACUUCUCCACUGUGUGGCUGGCCUGGGACAUCCAGGACAAGCGUUUUGUGGCCAUGAAGGUUGUGAAAAGUGCUGAACAUUACACAGAGACGGCUCUGGAUGAGAUCAAGCUGCUCAAAUCUGUGAGAAACACAGAUCCCAAUGACCCCAGCAGAGAGAAAGUGGUGCAGCUUCUAGAUGACUUCAAAAUCUCUGGCAUGAAUGGCACUCAUGUGUGCAUGGUGUUUGAGGUGCUGGGCUACCACCUACUGAAGUGGAUCAUCAAGUCAAAUUAUCAAGGCCUGCCGCUGCCCUGUGUGAAAAGCAUCAUACGACAGGUUCUUCAGGGUUUAGACUACCUCCACACCAAGUGUAAGAUCAUCCACACAGACAUCAAACCAGAGAAUAUUCUUCUGACUGUCAAUGAGCCCUACAUCAAGAAAAUGGCCGCCGAAGCGACGCUGUGGCAGAAGACGGGCGCUGCACCUCCCUCUGGUUCUGCAGUGAGCACAGCCCCAGCACCCAAACCAAUGGCCAAAAUGUCAAAGAACAAAAAGAAGAAGAUGAAGAAAAAACAGAAAAAGCAAGCAGAGCUGCUGGAGAAGAGGAUCCAGGAGAUGGAGGGAGGAGCAACACCCGAAGGAGGAGAGGAGGAAGAGGAUGAGGAGACGACAGAGACCACAGAAGACACCUCUUCAACUACCCUCUCCAUGUCUGCCACACUGCAGGACAUCGUUAACCAUACUAUCACAGACUCGACUGCAGACGAGCAGCCCCAGCAGAUGUCUGAAGGAAGUGAACAGAGAGAGAUUGCAGCCGAGGAAGAGAACAGAAUGGAAGUGAACUGCAACGGCCACGCCUCCACGCUGGAGAGUGAGGCCAGCCCGGAGAGCAAGGUGCACAGGACCAAGAAGUCCACAGAGGAGCUGGAGGACCAACAGAAUGCCGACCAACAGAAUGCCAACCAACCGGAAACCAAGACCGAGGCAGACGACACAUUACCCAGUAAAGAAGACCACCAGGCCUGUAACGGUUCGUCCGAGGACCCUGAUCUCCACACACAGCAGCUCCCAGCUACUCUCAGCCCAGACUCUGUCACUGUAGAGAUAAAGGAGGGAGACAAGGCAGAGAAGAAGGAGGAGGAGAUGGACACUCAAGGGGAAAACAAAAGAAAGGAUGAUGAGGAAGAAGAAGAUGGCCAAAAUGGAGCAUCAGGCAAUUUGUUGGUAAACCCCCUGGAUCCUAUUAAUGCUGACAAGCUGCAGGUUAAGAUUGCUGACUUAGGCAACGCCUGCUGGGUGCAUAAACAUUUCACAGAUGACAUCCAGACACGGCAGUAUCGUUCACUCGAGGUUCUUAUAGGAUCUGGCUACAGCACACCAGCAGACCUCUGGAGCACAGCCUGUAUGGCAUUUGAACUUGCUACUGGAGACUAUCUAUUUGAACCCCACUCCGGAGAAGACUACUCCAGAGAUGAAGAUCACAUAGCGCUGAUCAUCGAGCUGCUGGGAAAAGUUCCUCGGAAGCUGAUCUUGGCAGGCAAAUACUCCAAGGAGUUUUUCACCAAGAAAGGUGACCUGCGUCAUAUCACUAAGCUGAAGCCGUGGGGUCUGUUCGACGUGUUGGUAGAAAAGUAUGAGUGGUCCAAAGACGAGGCCUACACCUUCAGCAGCUUCCUACUGCCCAUGCUGGACCUGGUGCCUGAAAGGAGGGCCACAGCAGCCCAGUGCCUCUCCCAUCCGUGGCUCGCAUCAUAGAGGCCACCCACAUGCACCCUCGCCCCUUAUAUUGUGACAGGAUCCAUUUGGUUUGAAGAUUCUGGGCUCAAAAACAUACACAUAACAAAACACAUUCAUUUCGGCAAGAGCCUGUGACUGCAUUGUGCCUGCAUCCACCCUUCAUGGCUCUUAGAUGCUACCAACACACACUUAAAUACACAUAAAAGAGAGAGACUGCUGAGUCUUUGUCCAGAAACUGAUGGAUUACACUGGUUAUAGAGGGAACCCAAGGUCGUCGUCUUCCUGUAUUUAUGGCUCUUUUUUUACUGGCUUCAUACUUCUAUAGCUUUUUUUCUCUAGUUAUUUCUCUCCAUUUUUGAACUCUUUCUCUGCAGCACGUUACUUUGUCUGAUCUUGCGGUACUUUUAGAUAGUUAAUGGAUGGAUUUAAAAGGAAUUAGCGCCUGUCUGCAGUUGCAGCAAGGUGACAAGAUGUCAAUAAAAACUCAAACAUUGCUAUGAAAACCACAUACCAUAUCAUUUAGAUAAUUGAUAAAGCCAAAUGCGUGUGUGCUCGUUUGCCAGUCAUCAUGUUAGCCAUGCCAGCUUUUAUGCCUUUGUUAAUUCUUUGAAUUAAUAACUGUGCAAUGCUAACAGGCAUGAAGAGAGACUAGUAACAUUCUUAGCACUGUUAAGUAAGCUUUAUCCUUGGGAAAAGAAACACGUUUUUUUACAUUUGUAUAAAGGCUGAACAGGAAGAAAGGAGACUGAUCUGAAAUCACACUCUGAAAUUGCAGAUUUGUCAUAUUAUACAUACUAUUCUUAGUUUUCAGCAUUGUUUUACAUUGUCUUUGGAAAAAAAAGCCCUUGGAACAAUAAAAUGUGAACAACCUGUAGAUUCCUUCUCUGCUUCAUGCACAAGCUGGCAACAGAAAACUUGCAGUUUCAUACCUGGUUCACUUUUUGCUUAUAAGAAAGGCUUGAUGUAUCAUUUCCUGCAUUAACAUUCAAACUCUAUGUGGAUCCAGGUCCAGUGUGUACAGUAGAUUGCACCAAAGAGUUGGCCUUUAAUCUCUCCCUCUCUGCAGCAUAAGCUUUGUACAGUGUCCAGAAGAGACUGUCAGUAAUGUAGAUUAAAGGCACAGACUAAAAGGUUUGAGCGUUCUUUUUUUUUUUCGUGGGGGGGCCUUGAUAAAUAUUCAGGUGUUUUCCAGAUGUAUGAAAGCUGAAGCUCUGUUUCAGGUGUUUCUACUGCACACUGAGGUGUUGGAUUUGAAAAUAAUAGAUUGUAUUAAUACAGAUGCUGUAAUAAUGCUUUUAGUCCCCUUAAAGUAAUGUUACCCGCUGUUUUUUCUAUAAAGUCUCCUGCUCUGUCCAUGUCUUCCCCUCUAAAUUUUUCUGUAGGUUACAAAAAUAAACAUUUUUCAA